UGCACUUCAAAAUUACCUAACCGGUACCGAAGCGCGACGAAGACCCAGAAUUGCGUCGAGUCAACAAUUGCUCCCGCGUAGCUUACAAAACUCUGUGUUAUGAUAACGUUGUAGGAAUGUAAUAAUCAUAAUACAUGCUAUGAGGUAAGCAUACCAAAGCGAAGCAAGUACUUCAGAGAAGGUCUGGAAGGAGAAUGCAGCUGUCGCUUGUCGACCCGCAAGCCUUUCGAGAUGGCUUCUCGCUGGCUACAUUUCUCGCUGGGCUCGCCAAGGAGGUGCUGGAUCCAAAGGACCCGCCCGUGGGCCCCAAGCCGGACACCAGCACCGCCGCAGCGGCUGCCCGCGUGGCGCUGGAGAAGAGCCGCGCGAUGCUGGAGCUUAUGGACAAGGCCGAGUCGGAGGCGGUGUAUGCGCACGGCGAGGUGGCUCGCUCCGUUACGGGGCUGCAGGCGGCGCUGCAGGCAGACCAGGCCAAGUACCAGAAAGCCCUGUCCAGCGCCCAGCGGCACUCGGAGCGGGUGCGGGAGGCGUUCCGAGAGGUGGAGGAGCGCAGCAACCGGGUGGGACAGGUCGGCACGCGGCUGGGAGACCGGCUGCAGCGAGCCGACGCGCUGCGCAGUCGCGCGCUGGAGCUGGUGUCGCUGUUCGAGCACCUGGCGCUGUUCGCGGCGCUGCCCGAGGGCGACGGCGCCUUCGCGGCGCACCUGCCGGGGCUGUUCUGGGAGGACAGGCGGCUGGCGGAGGCGGCGGUGAGGCGAAUGAGGGGUUUGGAGGGGGCGGGUGGAGGGGGUGGGUGGGGCAGGUGGGCGGAGUGAUGUUGGUGGGUGGUGUUUAUUUCAAUGGGGCUGGUCAGCUGGCAUGAGGCGCUGAGAAGAGGGGCGCGGCUGUGGUUAGUUGUGGGAGCGGUGGCGGCGGUGAUGGGGAUGAUGGUGGCGAGAGGCGGGGCGAGGGAGAGGGCGGGGUCAACUGCGUCCCUCUGACCAUCU
This is a messenger RNA of Chlamydomonas reinhardtii, 986 nucleotides long. RefSeq lists its product as uncharacterized. The record is from RefSeq and is a predicted model, not a curated record. Lineage: Eukaryota; Viridiplantae; Chlorophyta; Chlorophyceae; Chlamydomonadales; Chlamydomonadaceae. The transcript has 4 exons. The coding region runs from base 195 to 815 and encodes 206 amino acids.